This is a messenger RNA of Penicillium olsonii, 819 nucleotides long. The record is from the annotation of a GenBank genome assembly. NCBI's taxonomy places the organism in Eukaryota, Fungi, Ascomycota, Eurotiomycetes, Eurotiales, Aspergillaceae.
AUGCCCUCCUCAGUGAAGCCAUCGGCGUAUCCGGCCCUGCCCUUCCACCUCAUCCGCUUCUUCAUCUUCCUCUCCGCCCUCGUCGUCGGCGCAAUCCUCGCCGUAUUCAUCUACCAUCUCCACGCCGAUGGCUUCAAACUCCCCUACUCCUUCAUCGUGCUCCUCGUGACAGCCGCCCUCUCCCUCGCAAACCUCAUCCUCACCUCCAUAAUCCACUGCAGCUGCAGCCUCUCCACCAAACUCUCCCUAGCCCUAAACAUCAUCCUCACAAUCCUAUGGGCCCUCAGUCUCGGCCUCAUGGGCUGGAGCAUGGCCGGCUCAAUAACAACCUCCUGCACAACCGCCGUCUGGGGCAACUCCGCCGGAAUUACCGUCUGCCGCUCCUACAAGGCCCUAUUCACAUUCACCAUUACCGGGCUAGCCUCACACAUCGCCGCAAUCUGGCUCGAUGUUGUCGUCCGCCGUCGCGAAACUCGUUUCGGGAACUACGGCGCUAUGGGAUCGGGCGGCUUGGAUGAUACGGGCGCAUUCGAUGCGAAAAUGGAUGAUCGUCGUGACUCGACUCCCUUGCAGGAUUUCCAUGAUUUGCCUGCUAUGCACGGGGGACAGACGCAUUAUCAGCAUGAUGCUUAUCCGGAUGGUCAAAGUUAUGGUCAUGCUCAGGGUCCGUAUGAGCGCAAUGAUCAUGCUUACGGGGAUACGCAGGAGUAUUAUGAUAAUGCGCCUGCGUCUCGGCCGAGGGUGAGGUUUGGAUCGCAUGAUCAGGCGUACCAGAGGCCUGCGGAGCAGACUGGGUAUGAUCCUGCUAUGUAUCGGUGA